Molecule: messenger RNA, 2464 nt
Organism: Leptomonas pyrrhocoris
Lineage: Eukaryota; Euglenozoa; Kinetoplastea; Trypanosomatida; Trypanosomatidae
Product: putative transporter
Exons: 1
Coding region: 857-2464 (535 amino acids)
Biological process (GO): endoplasmic reticulum to cytosol auxin transport
Cellular component (GO): membrane
Source: RefSeq, a predicted model, not a curated record
AGUCUCUUCUAUGUGCGGUGCUGUCAACACUGUGCUUGUGUGGUUCCCUUUCCUGUUGAUAGUGUCACACGCACCUCUAUUUGAUUCUCUCCCUUUUUUUCGUCUGUCUAGGAGACUCACGUGGCUACAACCGGCGAACGCCGUGACGCAGGGUAUCCCCUUUGCCGUCAAAAAGAAAAAAUCGUAGACGGCCAUUAUCGCCGUCGCGUUGCUCCAACGCAUUAAUCUUCUACGUAUUAAUUGCUAUUCAUAACACUAUUACUAUUUGCUGUGUUUGAAAACUUAGUAGUACGUCGCGCCAGCAUCCAAACACCCAAGAAAAGCGAAGCACCUAAGGAUUCCAUAGCAGCCGGAGAGGAGCUAAAGCGCAACUUGGCUCUUCACGCUACUUUUAUGCUCCUCGUGUUUUGAAUCGAUUCGUGUCGUUUGUUGAGUAAGCAACGACAAAGCCAUACAUGUCCUGCUUCAUUUUCAAACGACACUUAUCUUUUCAUGUACAAUACUUCGUGACUGCAUCGCAUUUACUGCAUUAAAAAGGAGGCAAAGAGCAAACUCAAAAGUUUGUUCGCGGUUGCUUGAUUGUCGGAUCCUGUGUGUGCGUGUGUGUAUGUGUGUGUGGAUGUGAUUGUUUAUCUGUUUGUCUGUGAAGGAGAAAGGUACCCCCAACGUUUAAAACGGUGGAUAAAUUGUUGUCGCUGGAAUAAUUCCCGUAAUUCUUGGCUCUUGAUAUUGUUUCGACCAAAAAAAGCGCACCUGCUUCCGUUCGUGCAGCGUCGCACCACACGUGCCGCAAAAACUCUUGUCUUCUCUGCAUAUUUGAAGCCUAUCGCGGUUUUUUUCCCUUUCUUUCGUCAAAAUGAACUUGUACGUUGGUUUGAUGAUCGUCACGGCAACGACGGUGGGAAAGAUUAUGCUGUGCGCCAUUGCCGGUAUGCUCGUUUCACGGUACUUCAGCAACCCAGAGCCGAGUAAGAAAGGUCUCAGCUACAUUGCCAUGAAGAUCUUCCUGCCGUGCCUGCUGUUCACGAACCUGUGUUUGAAUGUCACGUGGGAGCAGCUUGGCAAGUUCUACUGGGCACCGCUGUUUUCCUGCUUGCCGAUGGCGCUCGGUUUCCUUUGCUCCUUUAUUGUACGGGUGUUCCUGACACGGGACUACCGCUACGUGUUGCUGCUGGGCAGCACCUUCCAGAAUGGCCUGACGUUUCCGGUGAGCAUUCUGCUGAAUUUGAAAGGCAUCGAGUGGUUCACCGGGCAGGCGGUGGUCGACGCUGAGUCCUACAUCUUUUUAUACAACAUUCUCUGCUCCAUUGGACUGUGGGCUGUCGGAGACACGAUGAUUGGGUGGGCGAAGGGAAAGGAAGUAGCGGAGGCGGAGGCGGAGAAGGAGAAGCUGGAGAUGGCGCGCCGCCGUGAACACUAUCGAGCGAUGGGCGCCAGCGGCGAGGCCCUGGCCUACCAGAACCGAAGCUUCUCCUACCCCUUCGAGUCACCCCGAACCGAACCCGAGGAGGAGGACGAAGCGCUCGCCUCGCCCAUGUCGCCGAGAACAGCAGCGGAGCGCCGCGACGCCACUGCACGGGAGCAGCUCGGCUGGUACCGGCCGGCAAGGCGGCAAGACCGGCCCAUCGUCCCGCCGGAGGGCUCGCCGGUGAUUAUGCUCGAUGGCGAGAUGAACAUCGAGGACGUGACGGAGGUGAGGCCCUCCGGUGGGGAGAAGGCGCGUCGCAUGGCGCACACGGUGAUCAAAUCGCUGAAAUCACCCCCGGUACUGAGCAGUCUUAUCGCCCUUUUUAUCUCCCUCACGCCACCGCUGCGGUGGCUGGCGCAGAGCUUUCUCGGCGAGUCCCUCAUUGGUGGAAUGAAGUUAAUUGGCGAAGGCGCCAUUCCACUGCAGCUGCUCGUGCUGGGUCUCACCAUUGUAGCCAGCCGCCCACCGGACGAGGAGGACACUGGCAAGAAUCCGCCGGCCGCCCCAACGCCUGCCACGGCGAGCGCCACAGCGGCACCGGCAGUCGCAGCGGCAUCCAACCCGAUUUCGCCCAACACGGUUGCCCCACCCGCCACGGCGAUCACCUCAGCCCCCGCUGCGGACUCGGCUAACGCCCACGUCGACGACGAUGCCAACGCCUGUGUGCAGUGGAUCACCACCAAGGUCUCCCCGCAGGUCAUCUUCACCUGGUCCACCGUGACGCUGCGCCUCACGGUGAUCCCCGCCAUCUGCUUCGGUGUCCUGCACGUGUUGGUGAGGACUGGCCUCAUGCCGAAUGAGCGUCCGUUUCUUCUGUCGAUGCUCGUAGCGAGCUGCUCGCCAUCCGCCAUUAACUCAUCGCUGAUCUGCGCUAUGCACGGCUACCGCGCACGCGAGUACUCACGCAUGAUCUUCUGCAUGUACGUGAGUGCCAUCUUUUCUUCCACAAUCUGGCUUUUCCUGUACAUCCUCUACCUCACGGAGGCGUCAUCGUAA